Molecule: messenger RNA, 7283 nt
Organism: Anas platyrhynchos (mallard)
Lineage: Eukaryota; Metazoa; Chordata; Aves; Anseriformes; Anatidae
Gene: PATZ1
Product: POZ/BTB and AT hook containing zinc finger 1
Biological process (GO): regulation of transcription by RNA polymerase II
Cellular component (GO): nucleus
Molecular function (GO): DNA-binding transcription factor activity, RNA polymerase II-specific; protein binding
Source: RefSeq, a predicted model, not a curated record
GCAGCAGCCGGGGGGCCCCCGCUGGAUUUUUGUAGGGGGGGUGGUAUCGCCCCCUCCUUCUCCUCCCCCCAGGGGUGAAAGUGCAAGAGGAAGUGCAGCCGCUGCCAUCUUUCCUCCGCUCCAAACACACAGGGACGGACGGGAGCCGGCAGCCCGGAGCCGCAGCCGCCGGAGCCCCGUCCCUCCCGGCUCGCUGCAGCCGCGCCGCGCACGCCCCUUCCCGCGGCGGCCGCAGCGCCUCGUGGCGGCCGGGCCCGGGCGGAGCUCGCAGCGCUCGGCGGCGGCCCCGCGCCCCUCCGCAGCCCGAGCCUUUUGUCUCGCCCCCCCUCUCCUUUCUUCCCCCCCCCCUCUCUUCUCCCUCCGCCCGCCAUCCCCUCGCACUGGGCAGGGAGCGCAGCGCGCACCGCCGCCGCCGGCCCGGCCAGGGGCGGGGAGGAGCAGGAGGAGGAGGAGGAGGAGGAGAAGGAGGAGGAGGAGGAGGAGCAGCGCGCCGCCCGGCGGCCCUGAGAGUGCGCGCCCCCUGCGGGCGCCAGCGGGGCGGCGCAAGCCCCAUGGAGCGGGUGAGCGAGGCCGCCGCUUGCGGCCCCUCGUCGGGCUGCUACACGUACCAGGUGAGCCGGCACAGCGCCGACAUGCUGCACAGCCUCAACCAGCAGCGCAAGAACGGCGGCCGCUUCUGCGACGUGCUCCUGCGCGUGGGCGACGAGAGCUUCCCGGCGCACCGGGCGGUGCUGGCCGCAUGCAGCGAGUACUUCGAGUCGGUGUUCAGCGCGCAGCUGGGCGACGGAGCAGCCGGCGGCGGCGGCGGAGGAGAAGGGGGCACGACGGAGGCGGCGGCGGCCGGUGGUGCCGCGGCAGCGGCCGGCGGUGCCCCCGGGGGCGGGCGGGAGCUGGAGAUGCACACCAUCAGCUCCAAGGUGUUUGGAGACAUCCUGGACUUCGCCUACACGUCGCGCAUCGUGGUGCGGCUGGAGAGCUUCCCAGAGCUCAUGACGGCUGCCAAGUUCCUGCUGAUGCGCUCGGUGAUUGACAUCUGCCAGGAGGUCAUCAAGCAGUCCAAUGUGCAGAUCCUGGUGCCCCCUGCACGCCCCGACAUUAUGCUGUUCCGCCCGGGGGCUGCUGACCUCGGUUUCCCUCUUGACAUGACCAAUGGUGCCACCUUGGCCCCCAAUGGCAACGGCAUCGCUGGCAUGCCUGAAGACGAGGCCACGCGGGCUGCUCUCACCGCGUCUCAGUCCUCCCUGCCCGUUCUGCAGGGUGUGGACCGCCUGCCCAUGGUGGCAGGCCCCCUUUCCCCACCACUGCUGGCCUCACCCUUUCAGAACGUUGCUGCUAGUGUCCCCACCUUGAGUACCAAGAGGGGCAGAGGGCGUCCCCGUAAAGCCAACCUCUUGGACUCCAUGAUGUUUGGUGCCCCUGGGGGGCUGCGAGAGGCUGGCAUCCUGCCUUGUGGCCUCUGUGGGAAAGUGUUUACGGAUGCUAACCGUCUUCGUCAGCACGAGGCUCAACACGGGGUGACGAGCUUACAGCUGGGCUACAUAGACAUCCCACCCCCGAGACUGGGUGAAAAUGGUGUCCCUGGUCAGGAUGACCCCGAUGCCCCCCGAAAGAGAAGCAGGACGAGGAAACAGGUGGCCUGUGAGAUCUGUGGCAAGAUUUUUCGGGACGUGUACCACCUGAAUCGGCACAAGCUGUCGCACUCUGGUGAGAAGCCUUACUCUUGUCCAGUGUGUGGGUUACGGUUCAAGCGGAAAGACAGGAUGUCCUAUCAUGUGCGAUCUCACGAUGGCUCAGUGGGAAAGCCCUACAUCUGCCAGAGCUGUGGAAAAGGCUUUUCCAGGCCAGACCACUUGAAUGGACACAUCAAACAGGUGCAUACCUCAGAGAGACCUCACAAGUGUCAGCAGGAAAAUGGCAGCCACCAUGGAAUAAGCUCAGAGACAUCCACAGCCAUAGAAAAGUUGAAACUUCAAGAGACUUGUAAUGCUUCCUUUGCCACUCGUGACCGACUGCGUUCACACCUAGCAUGUCAUGAAGACAAAGUUCCAUGCCAGGUGUGUGGGAAGUACUUGCGGGCAGCAUAUAUGGCAGAUCAUUUGAAGAAACAUAGUGAAGGACCAAGCAAUUUCUGCACUAUCUGUAAUCGAGGUUUCUCCUCUGCCUCCUACUUAAAGGUCCAUGUUAAAACCCACCACGGUGUUCCCCUUCCCCAGGUCUCCAGGCACCAGGAAUCCAUCCCGAAUGGGGGAGCAGCGUUCCACUGCGUCAGGACCUAUGGCAUCAAAGAAGGACAGAAAUGUUCACAUUCGGACCCGAUUGAGAGUUCUGAUUCAUACGGAGACCUCUCUGACACCAGUGACCUCAAGACUCCUGAGAAACAGAGCACCAAUGGGUCCUUCUCGUGUGACAUGGCAGUCAGCAAAAACAAAAUGGAGACGGAGGGAGAGAAGAAGUACCCGUGCCCUGAAUGUGGCAGCUUUUUCAGAUCAAAGUCUUAUCUGAACAAACACAUACAGAAAGUUCACGUCAGGGCCCUCGGUGGCCCACUGGGGGACCUUGGUCCUGCUCUGGGAUCCCCCUUUUCACCCCAACAGAACAUGUCUCUUCUGGAGUCAUUUGGGUUUCAGAUCGUCCAGUCAGCAUUUGCGUCAUCCCUAGUGGAUCCAGAGGUCGACCAGCAACCAAUGGGGCCAGAGGGAAAAUGAGAUCAGUUUGACCUUAAAGCAAAGCAGCAGUCUGGCUAUAAUGAUAAGAUGCUGUGAAUGAAAGAGGAAAUAAUGAAAUUUGGUUCUAUAGCUGAGAAUUUUUUAAUUCAUUUUAGCUUCCCUCUUUGUCUCAUGCUCUACCCCACCUUUAAACCUUCUCUGGGGAGAGGGUAAAAAUGCUUCUUAGCUGAUAAAUUACAGAAGACUGUGACCUUGGAUAGGAGACAUGAUUUAAAACACCAAAUGGAGCUUUAGAGGCUGCAGUGGGUGUUUUGUCAUGAUUUUCUAGAAUAAAAAAGAAGUUGCCAGCACUGAUCUGAAAAUUAGAGACAGUCCUAGUGACCAAGGCACACGGGGAGCUACAGCUACACGGAGCUAUACUUUGUUCCCUCUCUAUUCCCCAUCUUCCCUAACCCACCCCAGAAAAACACAGUAAAUUUUAAAAACAGACCCGUUAUUGACUGAAUAUAACAUUAAGAAAAAUGCCCCAUGGUUACAAUGCAGUUGUCCUUUUAAAAACAAACAAACAAAAAUGUGAAGAAGGUGAGAGAAUUUGAACCCCUUCUGCCAUUUGUGAGGCUGUGAGUGCUUCAGCAGAACUGAACUGCUGAGAAAAAUCACCAUUCAGAACAGGUUUUAUUAUUUUUAACCAUUGAACUUGUCAGGUUUUUAAUUCUCUAUUAUUAUUAUUUUAGGACCUGUUGUAGUGAAUUGCUACUAAAAAGCCGGUCUAAGGCGAUCACAGAGCACUCUUAAAGCAGCAGUCACAUUAGGGUUAGUAUUAAUUUUUUUUUAGAUGUACCAUGAUUAAUAACUUGGCUAGUUGAUUGUUUUAAGUCUAUGAAAGAAAUAGUUUUAUGGGAAAAAAAAAAGGAAAAAAUACCAUUGCAGUCUGGUUGACUGGUGCUCAUUUUUCUUGUGGGGACCUAGGGUAUAAACAUGAUCAGCUAUCGGGUUAACACUAUGUACCACUGACUUGUUUAGUGUGAAUAAACCCAGGGGUUCACAGAGUGAUUUUGGUUUAAUUGGAUUGGACUCUAUUAAAGAAGUUAGUAUGUUACUUUGCAUCCCCUCGUUUUGUCUGGUUUUUGAGCAAUUUAGCCACCUGUCCAAAAGGUGAGCAAAUGAGAACCAGUAAAUACGAUAUUAAUCCCUCUCUCCAUUGUACUGUACUCUCAGUGACCUGGGCUUUUUGGCUACAGUCGUGCUUUCCUGAUCUGCCUUUAGUCAGGUUUGCAAAAGCCAGUCUUACUCAUUUCUUUUCCAAGAAGGGUUUCUGCUAUAAGAGAUGGGAACUGUGAACAGUAGAUUUCUGAAAAAUAAUUGAUAACAAAAGGCAAAGAAGCAGCGCUUCUAGGCUGUUUGAGGUUCCAUUUAAUCUGAAAAAAAAACAAACACUUGUGCAGAAAUAGUGUCCUUUCUUGGCCUUCCCUCUCCUCCCAUAUAGUUUUUCAAGGUCUUUAUGUACCAAAUCCAGGUAUAAAUGUUUGAUUAGCUCAACACAGGGUUAGGAGUUAGGAAUACUCUGAGUUAAAAUUAUGGUUCUGCUAUUGAUGUUCAAAGUCGUGUAGGACAGUUCAUUGAAUUUAUUCCUUGAUUUCCUAUCUGUGCAGAGUUUUCUCUACAUCACCAAAUAGUUGUUGUGAGGGUUAAUGAAAAAAGGUUAAAGAAGUGAUUUGGUAAACCAAACUGCUAUGUAGGUACUGAGUAUUUCUAGAGAGGCCACUCUGAAGAACCCAAGUCCCACACCAUUCUCGUAUUCUGUGAAACAAUAGCAUUCGUUCCCCAUCAUUAAUGCAAUGACAGGACAGACCACCGCAGACCAGGACCUACAUCCUCUGUAAGAGGUAUGCCUGCAUUAAAUGCGAACGUAGCCACAAACUGCUGCUAUGGCACUCUGUGUUGUACAGGCGCUCCUAAUCCAAACCCUGCAGCUAAUCUAUAACUGAAAUAAGAUGUUGUGGGAUACAUUCCUCUGUUAAUUUUGCAUUGAAAACAUAGAAUAUUUUGUAAGUAUAUAGUUUUUGGAAUGUCAUUCUAAGCUCUACUGAUUUAGAAGCACCAGCUUCUCUCAUGUAAGAAGCUAUAUUUUAAUGCUUCCUCUUGAAUAUUUUAAGUGGAGGGUGAAUAAUCAAUGGUUUUCUCUUCACAGUACUAGCACUUUCUAAAUUGAAAGCAUGUUGCCGCCAUGGACUUGACAUUUUGCUAUUAGUUUAGGUUGGGAGACUGAAAGACACAUUCUUCUCCAUUCAUCUUCUCCCAGAAUCCUGGGAAUAGGCGUGAGCCUUAUUUAAAAGGGAAAGGAAGAAAACAAACAAACAAACAAAAAACAACAACGAGGAGAAAAAACACUCACCCACCCCACCCCCAAACCAAAGCUUCUAUUGCUGUUGCUGUACUGAUAAGCUUAUUUGGCAAGCAGAAACAGGACAUUUCAGAAAGGUAACAAAACAGUUUAAAAUAAUUUACAAAUCCAGACCAUGGCAAGGCAACCCUGUAAACUGCCAAGCAAGUCAAGAUAGAGCAGGUUUCCCACUCAGCAUAACAAUUCAUUUGGAUUAGCAAAUGCAACUGCAGUCACACUGCUUUAUGGGUAGCUGGUAUUUAAGCAGUGAGCAGCAAGCCAUCAGCAAGCUUUCUGUUGAAUUGAGGCUGUAUUCUGAAAGAUGCAAGAAGUUGGUGUCCCCAUUGUUCUAUAUGCACUUGAAGAACAUGCAGUAGUCAUAAAAGUCAAGACCAGAAUAAAGGUAGUUUUCAUCCUAGUUUUAGCUCCCCUGACUUCAGUGUUACUAGUGGGUUGGAUUUUGGCCAUGUGCAAUUUUGAACGCUACAGAUUUUGACCUGAUAAAACAAAUAAAUGAAAAGCCUUGAACAAAAAAGGAAGCCUUCUAAAACACUAAGUGUGCAUUUUGGUUGUCAGAGAAAAUGCUUGCUAAGUUGUCAUGAAUAAAUUGAAUGGAAGCUACAUAAUUCUCAGUCUAGUGAACAGGAAAACAAUUAGGCAGUAAAUUAACAAUCCUGAAAUUACAGUUCUAGAUCAUCCUAGUGUAAAUGGGAGAGAUUUGCACCCACACAGAGAUCGGUGCAGACUAGUUCCAAAAUGAGUUGGGCAGAUCUCAGCAGAGGUGGGUUUUCAGAGCUCUUUGCUGCUUUGGAGGAAUAUUACUCAGUUCUUGAUAGGAAUUUAAUCUAUAUACAAAUUUUUUACCUUCUGUACUUUGGGAAGUGUCUGCUGCUCACAGAUCAGAGGACAGAUCCAAACAGAAAACAGCCUCACCAGUUCAAAGUUCAAAUGGAAAUACUUAAUGUGCCCCAAGCUGCAACUUCACUUAACUUAUUUCUAUUAUGUUUUUAAUUGGCAUGUCAGUGUAUAGAUGAUAACUUUAUUUUUUUUCUUCUUUGCUAGGACCGCAAUCCACUGUUUGAGUCAGUGCACUUCUCUGCAAAGAAAGGAACUUCAGUUCAUGCAAAUUUUGAUAAUCAGAGUAGUAGUAUUUCUUUGUAUUACAGGAGUGCUUAAACCCCUCAACUGUGGCUCAGGCCCUUGUAUAUUAGGUAUGAUUAAAAUAUCUUCAAACAUUUAUAAUUUAAGCAUUAAUGAUAGACAAGAAAGGAAUAGAUGCCAGCAUUUUACAGGUGAAUGAAUGAAACAGGUGAAGGACUAAAAAAUGAUUGUAUGCAUGCUUAAAUGUGUCAAACGUAGGAUCUUAGACUUAUUGUUAGGCUUUUCUUUUUGCCUAAAGUAAUUUAUGUCCCCAAGAAAUGCAAGGUAAAGCAUUUUAAUAUGAGUUUAUUCCAUACUGAGUUACAUUAAGUGACAUUACCUUGCAUUUGCCACCUGCUAGAUGUGUGCAGACUUAAAGUGUGGCUUGUUUGAUGCAUGGUAAUGUGAUGGUGUGUGAGCUUUCAGUCUUAAGUGGUUUGCCCAUGAUGUUGUGGGAAAUUGAUAGCAGAACCAGAAAUUGAACACAGAAUUUCCUUCUCUCAAUCCAGUGCCUUAACUAUAAUAGGGCAAAGUAUUAUGUGGUUGGCGGGGAGGGGGGAGGCUGUUUUGUUUGUUUUUUAAAGCCUAGAACCAUAAGAUUGUGUGGAGUUGGUCUUCAUUGCAAUCUUUUGAAUAUUUAAUUGCAAAUGCCCAGUCACAAUUUUAGAUCUAUUUGAGUGCCAGUGACUUAGGGAAUAUUUGUGAUUUCCCAUGUAUUCCCCAAAAUUGUUGUUCCUUCCUCAACUGCUAUCAGCAGUAAGGAAUGACUUGAAUAGAAGAGCUGUGUAACUGAAUGUCUAUCUAACUCAACUAAUUGAAUUGAUAGUAUGAAAGCUAACCUAGAUUUUGUAGGCUCUGUUGUAACUUUAGUGUCUUGUUUUUUCACUAAAUCUUUGUUCCUAGAAAUCAGUAUCUGAAUUUAUGUCUUGAGUCUGGAGUGGAGUACCACUUUCAGCUUUAAUUUUUUUUAAGGUGCUUGCUUGAGGAAGUAGAUGCCAAAGUAAAUUUGAAAGGAACUCUGGACUUCAGUGUUGAAAGAAUGAAUGGAGAGCAAGAGCUCGCUCCGGGUUUCAUGAGAGAUGAAUGGACAAAGU